Messenger RNA from Lutzomyia longipalpis, 1323 nucleotides. Its product is annotated as NADH dehydrogenase [ubiquinone] iron-sulfur protein 2, mitochondrial-like. The transcript has a single exon. The coding region runs from base 1 to 1323 and encodes 440 amino acids. The record is from RefSeq and is a predicted model, not a curated record. Gene Ontology annotation, biological process: mitochondrial electron transport, NADH to ubiquinone. Lineage: Eukaryota; Metazoa; Arthropoda; Insecta; Diptera; Psychodidae. Gene Ontology annotation, molecular function: NAD binding; quinone binding; NADH dehydrogenase (ubiquinone) activity.
AUGAGCUUUCACACACAACACCGUGAUUCUGCCAAAUGGAGUCCUGAUCCGGAAUUCAUGAAGAAAUUCGAUGGCCCUGUCAUGUACCCCGAGAAGGUCUACAAGACAUGGAAGCCAGUCCAGUGGAAUGCCAAACUUCCCCUGCCAACGGAGAAGAAGGUGAAGAAUGUGACGAUUAAUUUUGGACCACAGCAUCCAGCUGCUCAUGGGGUGAUGCGGCUAGUGUUGGAGCUCGAAGGGGAGGUUGUUGUGCGUGCUGAUCCCCACAUUGGGCUCCUCCAUCGUGGCACGGAGAAGCUAAUUGAGUACAAGACCUACCUGCAGGCAUUGCCGUAUUUUGAUCGCCUCGACUACGUCUCAAUGAUGUGCAAUGAGCAGUGCUACGCAUUAGCUGUUGAGAAACUCCUGAACAUUGAGGUGCCACUGCGUGCAAAGUUCAUCCGGACACUCUUUGCCGAGAUUACACGACUCCUCAAUCACUGUAUGGCCAUUUCAACACAUGCCCUGGACGUUGGAGCCCUGACCCCGUUGUUCUGGCUCUUUGAGGAGCGAGAGAAGAUGAUGGAGUUCUACGAGAGAGUUUCCGGUGCUCGAAUGCAUGCAGCCUACAUCCGUCCCGGCGGUGUGAGCCAGGAUAUGCCUCUGGGGCUUAUGGAUGAUAUUCAUGAGUUUGCUUCGAAGUUCGCAGAGCGGGUGGAUGAAGUUGAGGAUGUUCUGACCACCAACAGGCUCUGGGUGCAGCGAACAACAAACAUCGGGAUUAUUACUGCAGAAGAUGCCCUCAAUUAUGGCUUCAGUGGGGUCAUGUUGCGUGGAUCGGGUGUCAAGUGGGAUCUCCGGAAGGCACAGCCAUACGAUGCCUACGAUCAGGUUGAUUUUGACGUACCCAUUGGGUCAAAAGGAGACUGCUACGAUCGCUACCUGUGUCGUAUUGCAGAGAUGCGUCAAUCGCUGAGAAUCAUUGAUCAGUGCCUCAACCAAAUGCCUCCUGGAGAAAUCAAAAUUGACGAUGGGAAGAUCGCUCCACCAUCGAGGGAAGAGAUGAAGAAAAGCAUGGAAGCUCUUAUCCAUCAUUUCAAGCUCUUCAGUCAGGGCUAUCAAGUACCCCCAGGGACAACGUACACAGCCAUUGAGGCUCCAAAGGGAGAGUUUGGGAUUUAUCUCGUUUCAGACGGGAGCAGUCGUCCGUAUCGGUGCAAAAUUAAAGCUCCAGGAUUUGCUCAUCUAUCUGCCCUGGAUUACAUUGGAAGCAAGCACUAUCUAGCUGAUAUUGUGGCCAUCAUAGGGACCCUAGAUAUUGUCUUUGGGGAAAUAGAUCGUUGA